Molecule: messenger RNA, 2739 nt
Organism: Vollenhovia emeryi
Lineage: Eukaryota; Metazoa; Arthropoda; Insecta; Hymenoptera; Formicidae
Exons: 1
Coding region: 1-2739 (912 amino acids)
Source: RefSeq, a predicted model, not a curated record
AUGAAGCCAGAAGACCGGAUGCCGUUGUCCAGUUUGUAUGACAAGAUAGAGGCCCAGCUACGAGCUCUCGAAUCUCUCGGUGUGACAUCAGACAAAUGCGGGGCCAUGUUACUGCCGCUGGUCGAGUCCUCUUUACCAGAGGAACUUUUGCGGGCUUGGCAGCGCCAUCCCGUGCCGAUUGAAGUGGAAGGAGAACCGAAGGAAGAACGUCUUACUCAACUAAUCAAGUUUCUACGCUCUGAGGUGGAGAACGAAGAAAGGAUAACGAUAGCCAUGCAUGGUUUCGACUUGAAGAGAGAUGAACGCAAGACGUCGAAACAGAAACAACACUCGGAUUCCUCUAAAAAUACGCCGUCUGCUAUUAGCCUGCACGCGCAGGGAAAGCCGAGCAAACCCAGCAGCUGUGUGUUCUGUGAAAGUGAACACGCGAGCACGAAGUGCGAAAAGGCGCGGAAAAUGACAAUGGACGAAAAGAAGGCAGCUUUACAACGGAAAAACGCGUGCUUCAACUGCUUAAGGAUCGGGCAUCAGAGUCGCGCGUGUCGCGGUAGUCAAAAGUGUGCUUUGUGCAGCCGUCGACACGUGGUGUUAAUGUGUCCCGAUGUAAACAGCCAAGGGAGUGUAACGGCGACGCCAUCCAACGUAGACGACAGUAAAGAGAAAGUGCUAUCAAAUUCCAACCAAACCAGAGGAGCGGAUGUUAUUUUACAAACGCUACAUGCCAAAAUUCGGAAUGGCCAAGAAGAGAGCGUGGUGCGGUUGUUUUUCGAUCCAGGUUCCACUCGAUUUUACGUUACUAAAGACAUUGUUCGUCGCAUGCAAUAUGAACCAAUCAGUGAACACAAGCUCAGGCAUUCGCUUUUCGGCAAUGUCACGUCGAAGGUUAAGGAGCACAAGAAAUAUUUAGUUCACUUAGCCAGUCUGGACAAUAGUUACUCCUGUAACUUCAAAGCAUUUGACGAAGAAGAAAUAUGCUCGGAGAUUCCACUGUGGGAGAAGCAGCCGUGGAUGGAUGAAUUGGCGGAGCUAGGCGUACAACUCUCCGACGGACCGAGUAAAUGUGAGCGCGCCGCACCUAUUAGAGUUCUCAUCGGAGCGGACAUAGCGGGAAAACUGAUGACUGGUCGCACGGUGCAAUUGAAGUGUGGUUUGUCCGCGAUCGAGACAUAUCUUGGCUGGACAUUGAUGGGUCAAGUUCCUAAACCUAUUGCUAGUGAUAUUGCUGGGCAGGUUAUUUCUAUGUUUCAGCGUGAAGCCGGUGUGUCUGAUCUCUGGGAGCUUGAUGUGAUCGGUAUUAACGACCCGAUUAAAGAGAAGUCCCGCAAAGAUCAUGACGACGAGGUUAUGCAGCGUUUCGAGGAAACAGUUACCGUCAAUAAGGAAGGACGAUAUGAAGUGUGUCUUCCGUGGAUAGAGACACAUCCCGUUUUACCCGACAACAAGGAGUUAGCUGAGAGGAGGCUCAUUACGACCGCGAGGAAACUGAGAUCUUCCAUGAUGUACGAGGAAUACGACCGAGUUUUUCAAGAUUGGUUGAAGGAAGGAAUCAUCGAAGCGGUACCCGACCAUGAAGUCGACAAGGAAGCACACUAUUUGCCUCACAGGGGCGUCGUCAAAGAAAAUAGUACCACCCCGCUGCGUCCGGUGUUCGAUGCGUCCGCAAAAUGUAAAAACUUUCCAUCACUUAAUGAAUGUUUAGAAAAGGGGCCCAAUUUGAUUGAGCUUAUUUCCACUAUUUUAAUGCGUUUUCGUAUGGAAAGAAUCGGUGUUGUUAGUGACAUCAGAAAAGCAUUUUUGCAAAUAUGUUUAACUGAAAAGGAUCGAGAUUCAUUAAGAUUCCUAUGGUAUGAUGAACUGGGAAACAUAAUAACUUAUCGACAUGUUCGCGUAGUUUUUGGUGUGUCGUGCAGCCCUUUCCUUUUAGGGGCGGUGAUCGACCAUCAUUUGAAACGACUGUUUACCGACAAACAAAUGCAAUUUAGGUUUAAGAAUCCAGAGAAAAAUCUUCCUAAGUUGAUGGAAAGCUUUUACGUAGACAACUGUGUUACUAGUUUGAGCACAAUGAUCGAGGUCGAGCAAUUCAGACAUGAUGCGAGUCUUGCUAUGAGUGAGGGAGCAUUUGAACUUCGAGGAUGGGAAAAUUCUGGGUCAAAAACGGAAGGGAGAGAUAUACCGGUGUUAGGCCUGGUGUGGGAUAAGGAGGAAGAUACCUUGCGACUCGUGGUUCCUUCGAUUGAGGGGAUCAUGAACGAGAAAAUUACGAAACGACUUAUACUCUCUUAUUCACAUCGCGUGUUUGAUCCGAUCGGUUUGGUAUGCCCUGUAAUGAUUACUCCCAAGCUUUUGUUGCAACAAAUCUGGGUUUCUAAAAUCAGGUGGGAUGACGAGGUUGAUGAUAAGAUUCGAGACGAGUUUAAAAAAUGGCUAAGCAGUCUGUCUGAGUUGAACGAUCUUCGGUUCCCUCGCUGGAUGUUUGUCUCACCAAUGCGCGAGACUAACAUAACGUGUCAUGUAUUUUGCGAUGCCAGUAAAAAGGCGUAUGCUGCUGUGAUCUUUGCCCGAAUGGAAUGUGCUUCCGAAGUCAAUAUUUCAUUUGUUACGGCGAAGGCAAGGGUGGCACCAGUUGCUUCCAUAACGAUUCCUCGACUUGAACUUUUGGCAGCCUGCAAGGGAACCAGACUAGCGCGUUCUACUUUGAAAUCCCUUAAGAUGGUCGAUAAGAGUUACGUAUUGGAGUGA